Messenger RNA from Drosophila innubila, 4708 nucleotides. RefSeq names its product mucin-19 (gene Samuel). Gene Ontology annotation, cellular component: PRC1 complex. Gene Ontology annotation, molecular function: protein binding. The record is from RefSeq and is a predicted model, not a curated record. Lineage: Eukaryota; Metazoa; Arthropoda; Insecta; Diptera; Drosophilidae. The coding region runs from base 1464 to 4433 and encodes 989 amino acids. The transcript has 7 exons.
CUUGCGCGCGCUCUUCAACGCUUUCGCUCUCGCGUUCUCACUCUCAAGUGACCGUGUGUGUGUGUGUGAGAGUGUGCGAGCGGCGGCUCCAAUGGGGCGCUGCUCGGGCUUUAAUGCUCAGUACGUUCCCGUUUGCGUUGCGAGACGUGCGAAUUGCGCUUGAUGAGCUUAAGAAAACUCAACUUUUUGCAAGCAUCGCGAUCGAUAUCUAAAAAAUAAACAAACUCGUAUCGUUACUUUUUAAGCGCGCAAACCAGAAAUAUAAACAAAAUAAUAAUAAUCUUUAAACAAAAAAACGAGUCGCAAAUUCCAAUUAUAUAAAUGUGUAACAACAUGUGUAAUACUUUGCAAAGGCUCAAAAGCUCAAAGGAUUAAGCAGCAACUGUAAAAGUUGAGAGAAUGAAAAAACAUGCUGGCAAUUUGUGCAACAAACUCACGUGUUUAGCCGCAAGAUACAAAAUCAGUGCGAUGAUGUCAAACGUCAACACACACGUGACUAGCAAUUUAUAAGCCAACAAAAACAAAAACAAAUGCAACUAAAAAAGCAACAACUAAUACAAAACAAAGUAUUCAUAAUAUAUCAGCAAAUAUAUCUUUGAGAAACAAAUAUCUCUGACCGCCUAAUGAGCUGCUAAAAGUGCAAAAGUGAAAUGCAAAUCAGGCGAAAGUGAAUGCCAAUUGGAUUAAAGUUCCAAUAAGAAUUAAGCUCAGUUGCUUUUAAAGGUCAAAGCUGCAGCAUCACAAAUUAUAAAUAAAGUCGGUGUUUGUUGUACAACAACAGCAACAAAAGCAGUCAAAUUUAACGCGUGUGUUGUUCAUUAACCAAAUUACAUAAAAUAAAAUGACGAUAAAAAUGUUGACAAAAUAUAAAAAUUAAUUUUAAAAUACAUUUUUGAAGCGGAAAUACAGCAACAACAACAACUAUUAACAAGUGCAAAUUCUGGCAAAAAACGCAUCCAAAAGCUGCACCCAAAACAACAACAACGGCGGCAAGAAAAUUAUGAAGUGAUUUUUAAGCCGUGGUUUGUUUUUUUUAGUCAAACAACAAGUUCAGUUUGAAAAGCACAUAAAAAUAUGUAAUUACAAUACUUAAAAUAGUAAAUUUAAUAAUAAUAAUAACACAGAGCUCACUUAAAAGCACAAAAAUAAGUCAGCACAGUCGGCUUUUGACUCUGUUUUUGCUUCUGCUUUUGUUUUUGUUAUUGCGGCUACUUUGUCAAUUGGAAUGACAAAUUGACAGCAGUUACGAUAACAACAAUAGCAACAACAACAGCAUACAAUAAUAACAAUAGAAGUCGUUGGCGGCAAUCAACGUGAAACAAUCGACAUAAAAUACAAAUACAAAAAAAUAUCAAUAAAAAAAGCAGCUAAAGGAAAGAAAGGGAGAGAAAGAUAUAGCGUGAAAGGAGACGACAAAUCGAAUCGGUGCGGUGUGGUUUUGACAAUAUGUUGAGCCCACCAUAAUGAAGGAAAUUGAUACAGAGACAACAGUAGUAUGGCCAGCCUGGUGUUAUUCCGGUAACACGCCCACCGACUUAUUGCAGCAGAAACCCGCAAAGGCGACAACGGCAACAUCAGUAAAAAGCCACAACGAGGAGCUGGAGCAACAGUUUAAUUCAUUGCCCGCGGCGGCGGCCACAAAGCGGAAGCAUCUCGAGCGCCUGGCCAGCGAUUUGCGGCAACAGCAGCAACACCAACGCCAACAACAGCAACAGUAUCUCAACAGCAACACAGCUAAAAUGCUCAGCGAGCGUUCGCUGCUGCUCAGCGGCUACGGAGGCAUUGAUAGCGCCAAGAAGUUGUGUGAGGCAAGCGGCCCGACAACAGCAACAACAACUGUGGUAGCAGCAGCAACCGGCAACAGCAGCAGCAACAUGCAAGCUGCCACACCAUCAGCAGCAGCAGCAGGCAAUACCUCAACAAGCUCAGCAACAUCAUCCUCCUCAUCAUCCUCCUCCUCAUCCACCUCAUCCUCAGCAACUGCUGCGGCAACCAACAAUGCUGCUGCUGCAGCUGCCGCAUAUGCAGCAUUGUAUUUGGAGAACGUGAAGCAUGAGAAGCUGUCGUCGUUGCCCAUGGAUUCCUUAAAGGAUGCGUUGAUGGAAUCAACACUCAUCACCAAUAUGCACAACAACAAUCUGUCAACAGUCAACAACAACAACAAUAAUAAUAAUAAGAACACCAGCAACAAUAAUUGCAACAGCAACAGUAGCAACAACAGCAAUCAUCAUCAACAGCAGCCGCAUCAGCAACAGUUGCUGACCAUCAACAGCAGCAACGUUAAACGAGAGCGUCUUAGUCCCAGCAGCAGCAACAACAACAACAACGGCGAGGUGUCCGUUUCAGCGGCAUUUGCCAGAUCUCGCAGCGCCACGCCCUCAUCGGCAGCAUAUCGGGGCGGUGGCGGUGGUAUUUCACCCAAUCAACAGACGCCCCAGCAGCAACGCCAAAGCCCGUCCAGCUCCCAAACCCACAUGCCUCUCCACAAUCUGUCCACAAAUCUGUUGAACAGCUUUCAACAGGCGGCAGCGGCAAGCAGUCAACGCUCCUCUGCCGGCAGCGUUGUGAACAAUGCCAGCGGUGGCGCCACCAGCGCUGGCAACAGCCCAGCUGCCACAAGUGCGGUAUCAACAACAACAACAGCAACGAAUGCCACAGAUUUCUCCACGCGCAACUAUUCAGAUAUAAUGCGCUGUCUUGCAGCCAAGUACAACAAUAACAAUCCCAAUGACCACAAUGCAACUCGUCGCAAUUCCUACUACGACAGCAGCGGCAGCAGCACGGGCGGCGGCAUCAAUGUACCUACAACGGCAACAUCAGGUGGCGCCAAGUCGAGCAAUGCGAACUGCAACGUGAGCAACAACAAUGCGAGCAGCGCAACCAAAAAGCUCUCAGCGGCAAGUUUGCGAGAUGUGAAGGAAUCGACAUCGUCGUCGUCGGUGUCGUUGCUGGCGGUUGGCAGCGGAGUGGGUGUCCCAGGUGGUGGUGUUGGUGCAGUUGGUGGUGCGCUGCCAGGUGCUGUUGUGGCAAGCAAUAGCUUGCCACUGCAAGCCGCGGCACAAUCACCCACCGAGCAGGCCAAGAACCAAAUGGCCGCUGUGGUUGCUGCCGCCAGCGUUUCGCCUUUCAUGACCAACUUUUUGCCCUUCUCGGGGGGCAUAUUUCCCCCCCUGAUGGACAUGAGCAGCACCCAAGCUCUGCUCACGCUGGCGCGUGCUGCCAAAGAUGCUGAGAUACAGCAGAUAUUAAGGGGCAAGCAGCAGCAACAGAUGCAGAUGCAGUUGAAAGGUAGCAGCUCCAAUGCCUCAUCGCCCAGUGCGAGCACAUCGGGCACGCCACGUCCCAGUUUAAAUGCGGCAUUGCAGCAGGCGGCGCAAUUUGUUACACCCGCUUUAAUCUAUUCGGCGCAACUGCAGCAGCAGCAACUGCAACAACAACAACAGCAGCAACAAUCGCAUCACGCCUCACGUCAGUCUAGUCCACGUUCCAAUGCGGAGGCUGCUGCGGCGUCCAAUGUUGCAACUUGUGCUGCGGCGGCGCCGCUAGACUUGAGCUCACAGCCGCCAGCCGCCAAGCGUUUUAAGGCUGAAUCAUCCACAACAGCAGCAGCAACUGCAACUGCAACAGCAGCAACAACGAGUGCAGCUGCAGCUGCGAGUGCAACGUUGGGUUUGCUAGCGGCACGUCGUGGCAGCUCAACGGCAACCACAACAACAACAGCAUCUUCCACACCAUCCCCGCCACUUUCAGAGCAGAAGCCAACAUUGGAGUCACUCGAGGGCCAAGGCAACAGCAACAACAACAACAACGGCAACGCCAACGCAGUUGCAACAUCGCCAGCGGGCACAGUGCGUCAGUGUCAGGCACAGAGCGAGGAGGUUAACUCCUGGUCUGUGGACGAUGUCUGCACCUUUGUGGGUGGAAUUGAUAUAUGCGCCGAAUACGUACAGCACUUUCGUGAUCAGAGCAUAGAUGGCACGGGUUUGCCGCUGUUAACCGAGGAUCAUUUGGUUAGCUCGCUGGGCAUGAAACUGGGGCCGGCAUUGAAGUUGCGCUCCAUAUUGGCGAAGAAAUUGGGCGGGCCAUGUCCGUGUGUUGCGUGCGUUGCGCAGGCGCAACAGAUGUUGGCGUUGCAAACGGGUGGAGCGGCACCAGUAGCAGCAGCAACCAGCACAACGACAACAGCAACAUCAUCAACAGGAGCAGCAACAACAACAACGGCACCAUCAGCAGCAGCAGCAGCAGCAACAGUUGUAACUAGUUGCAGCAGUUUGUUCAACAGUAGCAGCAACAACAACAACACGACAGAUAACUGCAAUGGCCCCAGCAACAUGGUCAGCGAUGUUGCCGCAACAAUGUUGCCCUGUAGCUUUGAUGCUACCGACAGCAACAGCAACAUUUUUAACAACAGCAACAAGGAUGCUGCCAGAUAGUUUUUUUUUUUUGUCACAAUCGCAAAUUAAUUAAAUCAACAAAAAAAACUUAAUUUAAUUAGGUUUAUGCAUGCAAACAUAUUGCAUUUCAACUGCAAAUGUUGUACCAAAUGAGCUUUCAAUUGAAAAAAAAAACACACACACAAACAUAAUUAAAUUAAACAUAAUGAAAAUAUAAUAUAUUUCAGCUAAAGAUGAAAACUUUAAGCAGCAGCAACAACAAUCGCAAAAGUCUUCCAUUUGCAUACGAAAAGAAAUAGAAAACCAUACUUAAA